AUGAAUAAUAUUCAAAUCCCAUUUUUCUCUUUACAAUUGAUUCACUCUACAGCUAUGAAAAGUGACAUAUUAGAGAGUUAUUUUACUUCAUUUCAUAGAACAUUUUUAGAAAGAACACAAACUCGAAAUACCACAUUUUAUGAACUAACCAAUGAAAAUGAAGAUAAAGGAAAUUUAAAUAUAUCAAGACGGUUUGGCUCAUUCAAAACAUUACACCUUACUGUUACUAGCAAUAAUAAUCCGUUAUUUUUAUUUGAUGAAAAUCAAAUUAUAAAUGAAGAUAAAGUACUACAAAUUAGACCACCAAUUAAUGAUGCUUCAUGUAUAACUUACUGGAAUUCAAUCUAUGGAGAGUAUAUAAUUAUUGGACAAACAACUGGGUUUAUAUCAUUUGUUGAUUUAAAAGAAGGAGGGGUAGUUAAAACAAUUAGAAUUGUAGCUUCAAGAAUUUCUUCAUUAAAAGUAGUCAAAACUACAAUUGGGUAUCAGUUGAUAAUCAUUUCUGAACAUGAUAAACAACAAGAAAUUACAUUGUUAUUACUCCAAAAACAAAAUAAAAGUAUUUUUGAAGUAAAUUCAACUUUUAUUCCAGUGGCAAUUGGAGUGUUUGAUUUAGUUUCAAUGAAUGAAAAUGAAAUUAUUUGUUAUUCUAAAGAAAACAAUGAAAUUGAUACUUUUACAAUUGACACAGACCGUUAUGUUCACUCAUACACUUUUGACCUUAAAGGUAUUAAAAAUGAUAUUGUUGGUAUAUUCCAUACAAAUGAAACAAUUAUUUUAUUAGUAAUAAAAGUUAUUAGUAGAUGUAAAGUAUUAAACGUAGAAAUCUAUUCAACUUAUUCAUUUAUUUCACAUAACCCAUUACUUAUUCAAACAAUUGAAAUACCUUAUGAAUAUGUUAUUGGAAUUUAUCCAAAUAAGUCUAUAUCAAGUCAUAUUAAAUACAAUGGUUUAGAAACAUUAAAAUAUUUAGAUGGAAUAUUUAUUUGUACAAAAUAUUCUGUUUAUAGAAUUGACCCAAUGAUGUCUCUUAAUGAAAUAUUAGAAACAGAAUUUUUGAGACGUCCAGUUGAACGAUGGAAAGAUUUAAUUCCAAUAAUCAAAUCAUUUUCUAUUCCAACAUCUUUCUUCAUCUAUUUAUCAAAUAAACUUCCUAUUGAAAAAGCAUAUUAUUUAAUUGAACAUCAUCCAAAAUUAUAUAAAAAUUUAUUCAUUAGAUUAGUGAAGGAAAAUACAACUAUAGAAUAUUGGGACAAAUUAACAAAUAUACUUCUUCCAUUGGCAGAUGGUAAUCCAAACAUUUCAAGUGAUUUAUUAAAUAUAUUCAUUGCAAAAGCAUAUAAGUUUAAUGAACAUAUAGAUACUACUUUCAUUGAAUAUAUUUUAAAUAAUCAACACAUUAAUUUUAAACAAGCAGUUACUAAACUAUAUAAGGAUAAAAGAUAUAUUUCAUAUAUUCUAAAAAAAAGUGAUAGAUAUGCAGUUGAAUUAUAUUGUAGUUAUAUUCAUUCUUUAUUAAUAAAACCUACAUUUGAUUGGAUUAAUGAAGCAGUACAAAGAGAUGUUAAAAUUUCUAUUCCAAUUUGUUCAACACCACAAUUAUUAACUUCACUUUCUAUUCAUGACCAAUUUCAAUUAUUAAAAAAAGCAUUACAGAAAGAACCAAAAUUUAUUCUUGUUACUUCAUUAAGAAAUAUCAUUGAUUCAUUGAAUGAAAGUGAUUUAUCUGAUUGUCUUCAAAUAGUUGAACCAGGAAUGAUGUAUAAUUGUAUUUGUCUUGGAAAUGAUGGAAUAGAAGAUAUAUUAAAAAAUAUUAGAAGUAUUAUAAUUAUUAAACAAAAUAUCAACCAUUUAAAUAAUGACUAUGAUAAAUGUUAUUCAUUUUUUGAUUCUUUGUUUAGUAAAACAAAAGCAAAUUUCAAUGAAGUUUAUGAAUAUUUAAUUCUUAAAGAAUAUUACUUUGCCUGUGCUGUUUGUUUAGUGAUGUAUAAACAACACCAUUUAGCAAUUGAACUUCUUCUAAAACACAUGGAAGUGUUGCCAAGUAAAGAGGAUGUUCUGCAGUUAGUUAUGAAACUUUCAUUAGAGAUAGAAAAUAAAGAAUACCAAAUUGAUCUUUUUGAUAAAUUCCUUCGUUUGUCUGUAGAAUUAGAUAUUAGUUCUAAGGUGUUCAAUCAAAUUCUAAAAGAUCAAUUUAAAGCAAAUUCUUCUUUUGUGGUAAAAUAUUUUUUAGAUGUUACUUUUAAAGAGCCAACCGACCCAGCAUAUGAACCACUAUUAUAUAAAAUAGAACCAUCAAUUCUUUCAAAAUUUGAACAAAUUAAAUAUAGAAAUAAAAAUACUAUUCUUGAAGAUGGCAAAGUACUUCAAUUACAACUUUUAUCUUCACUAAAUAAAUCUAUAGAUUUUUCCGUUCAAACAACUGUCAAGCUAUUAGGAGAACAUGAACAUUUUGUUGUGUGGUGUCCAAAACAACAUUCUUUUGAUUUAGAAACUUUAGAAGAAAUAAUUAAAGAGUUUCAAUUAAAAUAUUCAACAAAUAAAGUAGUAAAAGAGUUAAUUGACCUUUAUCACCAUUUUAAAACAAAUGAUAAUAAAGGAAAAUUAAUUUGUCCUUUCUGUUUGAAGCACACUUUAACAAAAUAA
This is a messenger RNA of Entamoeba histolytica HM-1:IMSS, 2646 nucleotides long. RefSeq lists its product as uncharacterized. The coding region runs from base 1 to 2646 and encodes 881 amino acids. NCBI's taxonomy places the organism in Eukaryota, Evosea, Mastigamoebida, Endamoebidae. The transcript has 2 exons. Gene Ontology annotation, molecular function: protein binding. The record is from RefSeq and is a predicted model, not a curated record.